UUCGACGCGACAUAAUCGCUUUCUCGUCUGUGCUCAUUCACCGCAUUGUGCCAUACACCAUAGAGCUAAUGCUCUAACAGAACUUUUAACACGUAGCCAUUUUAAAAGUUUAAUCAUCAUGUCGACUUUAAGUCAUCAUCCGUACGCAUUCUCCAUGCAUCCUGGCAUGUUACCUGAGUAUCCAAGUGCGCCGCAGCCGCUCCCGGCAUCUUCUCCGCAGUCAGAGGGUCACAUCAAGAGGCCAAUGAACGCCUUCAUGGUCUGGUCCAGACUUCAGAGACGUCAAAUUGCAAAGGAUAACCCGAAGAUGCACAAUUCAGAAAUCUCGAAGAGGCUCGGAGCGGAAUGGAAGUUGUUAACGGAAAUGCAGAAACGACCGUUCAUUGAUGAAGCUAAGAGACUGAGAGCAUUACACAUGAAGGAACAUCCGGAUUAUAAGUACAGGCCCCGCAGGAAGCCCAAGCCCCCGACGCCAGGCGGUGCUCCAGGAGCCGGUGCGUUCCCGAGUUUCCCGCUCCCUUACUUUGCUGGUCCCGCGCCCACAGUUGGACACUUGGACGCUCUAUCAUAUCCUGCAGUGCCACCGUAUUUCCCACAUCAAUUAGACCAUCUACAGUUCUCUAAACUGAUGGCGCCGACGGCAGAAAAAUUGCCGACGGUAUCGUCGUCCGCCGCCGCUGUCGUGUCGUCAUUCUAUUCUUCACUGUACACAUCACCGGCGCCUCCAAAGCCGUUCUCGUCACCAUUAUUUCCACAAUAUGGAGUAGCACCUUCAUCACCAGUAUCACCAGUGACGCCAACGCAGCACAGUCCUCAUGACGACCAACUAAGGCGGCCGGUGUCUGUUAUAUAUUGAAGACCGACAUGCCUUCCUUGAAAGAUCCUAAUCUUUUAAGGUUCGGCAGAUGCAGCAGACGCAGCUAUAGUUAUAAGUGUUACAGACUGUGAAACUAUAAAAUUGUAUGGACAUUAUUUAUUGACAUUAGAGUUAUAGUUGAAGAUCAUUGGAGUGCGGCUCAUAUCAUGUGCUUGUAAAUAUUGAGAAGUCUAGGCCAUGUAGUGUGGCGAUUGAGUUUAAACUGUGAUUUAUGUUUUCGAUGCAUCAUUUAAUAUUUAAGGUAAAGUAGCGCCGGUUCGUUAGUUAUGUGAAGUGAGAUUGGUACCAAAAAGAGAUUAUUUUCUAUAGGUGUCUCUAACAUUAGCUAAAUAGUUGUGGAUUGUAUUAAUGCGAAUCCCAAUAUCGUUUUUCUUGUCAUAUCUUUCGUCUGUUUGUUGAGUUUGAUUGUUUUGUCGAACCACGGAGCCGUUUGUGGUUCUCUCUCUUUAAUUCCUAUUGAUAUUAUCUGUAUUUUAUUUAUUGACUUCCGUGUAUUUGUAAUUACCUGUACAUUAGUUGUCUACAUUGUAAGUUAUUAGUGCAUUCCAAAUGUAUAUAUUAGUGUUUAAUUUAAAAUCGAUGUCAGUACCAACGAUGUAUUAUAGUAUUUGAGAACAAAGUUUGUUAAUGCCAUAAAAAUAAACACUAAAUUGUUUUUAUUUUAA
Molecule: messenger RNA, 1542 nt
Organism: Achroia grisella
Lineage: Eukaryota; Metazoa; Arthropoda; Insecta; Lepidoptera; Pyralidae
Product: SOX domain-containing protein dichaete-like
Exons: 1
Coding region: 119-856 (245 amino acids)
Biological process (GO): cell differentiation; anatomical structure morphogenesis; regulation of DNA-templated transcription
Molecular function (GO): DNA-binding transcription factor activity, RNA polymerase II-specific; RNA polymerase II cis-regulatory region sequence-specific DNA binding
Source: RefSeq, a predicted model, not a curated record